AUGGCCCAAUACUCGCAACAACCGGGCCGCUCCUCGUCGCAGCAGCGUGACGCCGCCUAUAACAACAUCUUUGGCCCGCCUGGUGCCGCAAACCAGGGCCAGGGUCGCUCGCAGACUAUGCUCUCCCAGCCCAUGAGGCCGCCUGCCGAACGCGCCGCCACCAUUUCCUCUCAGAUGUCCGACUACAUGCAACGCGCCCCUCCCAUGCGAGCAUACCCGGCGCAGCAGUCCCACCCCCGUCCGUCUCCCCAUCACCAGCAGUCUCACAACCCUCCGCCUGCUCAGAACGGGGACUACCAUCACCACCACCAGCAACAGCAUCCUCAGCACCACCCUCACCCACCCCAGCAGCAAUACCCCUCCUCACCACAACCUCACCGCCAACCUCAGCCCCAAUACUUGCCUCAGCCUCUGCGCCCAGAUCGACGUCCAUAUGCCGCUCCUCAGCGUCUUGAUCCGCGAGGUCCGCCGCCGUCUCAGCCUUAUACUCGCACCUACACUGGCGGGCCCGCCAUGACUCCCGGUCCAGCUCCCGCUCUCAAUUCAGACUCGUACCGCUCUCAGUCCAUGGCCGCAACCUCCAGACCCAAUUUCCCAGCACAGCAUAGCCAGAGCAGCUACAACAUAGCUCCAGCACAAGCUUUCCGCCAGCAGCCGUACAUGAGCAACCACCUUGCACGGACUACUGCACAGGGAAGAGUUGUUCCCGAUCGCCCUGCCGACGAACGCACCAUGUCCAUGUCCUCGUACUCACGCGACCAAGACCACAGUCAGAUCAUGAGCGGCCGUGUCAUACCCCAGCGCAAACGCGGCGACUCCGAGGUCAACCACCAACAGCAGGAUCCUUUCGUUGCCGCCAAGAGUAGAACUCCUAGUCAGGGCAGCAUACAAUCCCGCUCCAUGUCCAUGGCCUCCACUGUCAUGGCUCCUUCGGAAUACACAGAGACUACAGCUGGCGCCGCUCAGUCUCCGCGACCUUCGAUUACCGCUUCUUCCACUCGUUCCAACAGCCAGAUUCAACAGGGCAAUGGACAGAUGAUAGCCCAAAGACGUCCCUCCCUGGUUUACGGUGCUCUCCUCUCCAAAGUCGCUGCCGCCUUCUACGAUAGAAUCCCAAUGGCGGAAAAAGAAAAAGACGCCUUGGUCUACAAGAACGCUUUUACUGGCCACGAUGCUGUUGAGCUAAUUGCUUAUAUCAUCCGCACUUCGGACAGAAAUCUUGCUCUCCUUCUCGGCAGGUCCCUGGAUGCGCAAAAGUUCUUCCACGAAGUAGCCUAUGCACACAGGUUGCGAGAUUCUCCCAAUGAAAUCUACCAGUUCAAGGAAGCCGUGGUUGAAGAGCCGGCCGAGGUCAAUGGAGUCUUUACCUUGCUAACCGAGUGUUACUCGCCUACUUGUACACGCGAUCACCUUUGUUACUCCAUCGCGUGUCCCAGGAGAUUGGAGCAACAACAGCGUCUCAACAUGAAGAUCCAGCCCGGCCUCAAAAGAGAAGGCUCGCAAGCCAGUCUGCGGGAUGAGCCAGAAGCGGAACAGAGACUAUGGAUCAACACUGUAUCCAAGGAUAUCGCCGACAGUGUUGAUGACGAGGAAAAGAAGCGCCAGGAAGUUCUCGCUGAAAUCAUGUACACCGAACGAGACUUUGUCAAGGAUCUGGAGUAUUUGCGCGACUUCUGGAUUAAACCCUUGAGGAAUCCCAACAUCUCGCCAAUUCCGGAACACAGACGUGAGAAAUUCAUCCGGACUGUCUUCUCCAAUUGCCAGGAAGUUCACGCUGUCAAUGUUAGAUUGGCAAGCGCACUUACUCGUCGUCAGCAGCAAAAUCCGGUCGUGCGGAAUGUCGGUGAUAUCUUCCUGGAGUUUGUCCCUCAGUUUACUCCAUUCAUCAAGUACGGUGCCAACCAGCUGUUCGGAAAGUUCGAGUUCGAAAAGGAGAAGUCCAGCAACCCUGCUUUCGCCAAAUUUGUCGAGGAGACAGAACGUUUGAAAGAAUCCCGAAAGCUUGAGCUCAACGGCUAUCUGACCAAGCCGACGACUCGUCUCGCCAGAUACCCUCUCCUGCUCGACGGCGCUCUCAAGAAGGCUAAGGAAGACAAUCCGGACAAGGAAGAUCUUCCACGAGCUGUGGUCAUGAUCAAGGCUAUCCUUACCAGGGUCAACGAGGAGUCUGGAAAGGCAGAAAACAUCCAGCAACUUGCGCAGCUCAACCAGAACCUGAAAUGGACUAACGUGCCUUAUCAAGAUCUGAAGCUGACCGAAGAGGGACGGCAAAUGGUCUUCAAGGGCGGACUCAAGAAGACGGCAAGCGCAGAAACGAUCGACAUACAGGCCUACCUCUUCGACCACGCCGUUCUGCUCGUUCGACAAAAGAUGGUAAACAAACGCGAGGAGCAGAAGGUCUACCGUAAGCCUAUUCCACUUGAAUUGCUGGUCAUCGCUCAAAUGGACGAGGUCUUGCCAAAGCUAGGCAUCGCAAAGAGACCUUCGUCUAGCAUGAUCCCUGGAGCCCGCACUAUCACUAGCGCGACGACCAAAAAGGAAGACGGAUAUCCUCUGACCUUCAAGCGACUCGGAAAAGGUGGCUAUGAGCUGACUCUAUACUGCUCAACUCAAAUUCAAAAGGAGAAGUGGAUGGAGAACAUACAUGCCCAACAAGAGAAGCUUCGUGAACGCAGCAACAUCUUCACGAAGACAAACAUCAGCCAAGGUUACUUUGCGUCUCACAACCGUGUCAACUGCUGCGUACCCAUCGACGGGGGCCGUAAAUUGGUCCUUGGAACCGAUAUCGGUGUAUUUGUGGCAGAACGCAAACCCAAGGACGCGUCUCUCAAGCCCAAACGUAUUCUGGACUGCAAACUGGUGUUCCAGAUCGACGUAUUGGAGCAGCAUCAAAUCUUGUUGGUUCUUGCUGACAAGGUCAUGUACUCAUACCCCUUGGACGCUCUUGACCCAGAAGACAAUCAGCCGACUCCCUCUAAGCGAGGGCGUAAGAUCUGCUCUGCCAACUAUUUCAGUGCUGGCAUGUGCAAUGGCCAAUUGCUCGUCUGCUGCGUCAAGUCAACAUCACUCUCGAGUACUGUCAGAGUGUACGAACCCAUGGAUACCAUGUCAAAGGGCAAGAAGAAGUCGGGUCUGGCGAAAAUGCUUGCGGGCGGGCAAGAAGUGCUCCGACCGUUCAAAGAGUUCUACAUACCCAUGGAGUCGAAUAGCAUCCACUUCUUGCGAUCCAAGCUCUGCGUUGGAGGUGCCAAGGGCUUCGAGAUUGUCUCGCUCGAGACACUCGAGACACAGUCGCUCCUCGACCAAGCCGACACUUCACUCGACUUUGUUGUUCGCCGCGAGAACGUCAAGCCCAUAUACAUCGAGCGCACACCGUCAGAGUUCUUGCUGUGUUAUACGGACUUCUCAUUCUUCGUCAACAAGAACGGCUGGAGAGCGCGAAACGACUGGAAGAUUAUCUGGGAGGGCGCGCCGACGGCCUUUGCCACGUGGGGCGACAAGUACAUUUUGGCAUUCGAGCAAGAGUUCAUCGAGGUGCGGUUGACAGAAACGGGAGGACUGGUUUGCAUCUUGACGGCCAAGAACAUACGUUUCCUGCACUCGAGCUCCAGAGAGAUUCUUUAUGCGUACGAAGACGAGAUGGGCGAGGAUGUCAUUGCCAGUCUGGACUUCUGGGGUCGCCCACAGUCACCAAGGCAAUAA
This is a messenger RNA of Aureobasidium subglaciale EXF-2481, 3702 nucleotides long. RefSeq lists its product as uncharacterized. Gene Ontology annotation, biological process: intracellular signal transduction. Gene Ontology annotation, molecular function: guanyl-nucleotide exchange factor activity. The transcript has 2 exons. The record is from RefSeq and is a predicted model, not a curated record. The coding region runs from base 1 to 3702 and encodes 1233 amino acids. NCBI's taxonomy places the organism in Eukaryota, Fungi, Ascomycota, Dothideomycetes, Dothideales, Saccotheciaceae.